CCCCGCUCCCGGCUCGGCUCGGCUCGGCCUGGCCCGGCACCGCGCUCCCGCCGCCCGCCCGCACCGGCGGCUGCGCGCCUCGCCCGGAAAGCCCUUCGGUUCUGCGUUUUCCCCGGAUUUUUGCGUGCUUGCCCCGCCGUGCCGGGCAGCAUGGGGCUGCCGGCGCUGGAGUUCAGCGAGUGCUGCCUGGACAGUCCGCAGUUCCGGGAGCGGCUGCGCUUCCACGAGGCCGAGCUGGAGAGGACCAACAAGUUCAUCAAGGAGCUCAUCAAGGACGGGAAGUCGCUCGUCGCCGCCCUCAAGAACCUGUCGGCUGCCAAGCGCAAGUUCGCGGAUUCCCUCAACGAGUUCAAAUUCCGCUGCAUCGGCGACGCCGAGACCGACGACGAGAUCUGCAUAGCCAAGUCCCUGCAGGAGUUUGCCACGGUGCUGCGGAACCUGGAAGACGAGCGGAUGCGCAUGAUCGAGAACGCCAGCGAGGUGCUGAUCACGCCGCUGGAGAAGUUCCGCAAGGAGCAGAUUGGGGCUGCCAAGGAUGCCAAAAAGAAAUACGACAAGGAGACUGAGAAAUACUGUGGUGUCCUAGAAAAGCACUUGAAUUUGUCUUCCAAGAAGAAAGAAUCCCAGCUCCAGGAGGCAGACAGCCAGGUGGACCUGGUUCGGCAGCACUUCUACGAGGUCUCCCUGGAAUAUGUCUUCAAGGUGCAGGAGGUCCAGGAGAGGAAGAUGUUUGAGUUUGUGGAACCUCUGCUGGCCUUUCUGCAGGGGCUCUUCACAUUCUACCACCAUGGCUACGAGCUUGCAAAGGACUUCAGUGACUUCAAGACAGAGCUGACAAUCAGCAUCCAGAAUACAAGAAACCGCUUUGAAGGAACAAGGUCAGAGGUUGAAGCUUUGAUGAAGAAGAUGAAGGAGAAUCCCCACGAGCACAAAAACAUCAGCCCCUACACGAUGGAGGGCUACCUCUACGUGCAGGAGAAGCGUCACUUUGGCACUUCCUGGGUGAAGCAUUACUGCACCUACCAGAGGGAAUCCAAGCGCAUCACCAUGGUGCCCUUUGACCAGAAGUCAGGAGGAAAAGGGGGGGAAGAUGAAGCUGUGACCCUGAAAUCCUGCACACGGCGGAAAACAGACACCAUUGAGAAGAGGUUCUGCUUUGAUGUGGAGGCUGUGGAUCGGCCCGGGGUCAUCACCAUGCAGGCGCUCUCGGAGGAGGACCGGCGGCUCUGGAUGGAGGCGAUGGACGGCCGGGAGCCGGUGUACAACUCCAACAAGGACAACCAGAGCGAAGGCACUGCCCAGCUGGACAGCAUCGGCUUCAGCAUCAUCAAGAAGUGCAUCCACGCUGUGGAAACAAGAGGGAUCAAUGAGCAGGGGCUCUACCGGAUCGUGGGGGUGAACUCCAGGGUGCAGAAGCUGCUGAGCAUAUUGAUGGAUCCCAAGACAGCCACAGAGACAGACACAGAGAUCUGUGCAGAGUGGGAGAUCAAGACCAUUACUAGUGCACUGAAAACAUACCUGAGAAUGCUCCCGGGGCCCCUGAUGAUGUACCAGUUUCAAAGGAGCUUCAUCAAAGCAGCGAAACUAGAGAAUCAGGAGUCCAGGGUGUCGGAGAUCCACAGCCUCGUUCAUCGGCUCCCGGAGAAAAACAGGCAGAUGCUGCACUUGCUCAUGAACCAUUUGGCAAAAGUUGCAGAUAAUCACAAGCAGAACCUGAUGACUGUUGCUAAUCUGGGUGUGGUGUUUGGGCCGACGCUGCUCCGACCUCAAGAGGAAACCGUGGCUGCCAUUAUGGACAUCAAAUUCCAGAACAUUGUGAUUGAAAUUUUAAUAGAGAACCACGAGAAGAUAUUUAACACGGUGCCAGAGGCUCCGGCGCCGAACUCGCAGCUGCUGUUAUCGCGCAAGAAGAGCACGGAGUCGAAGCCUCCCUCGUGCAGCGAGCGCCCGCUGACGCUCUUCCACACGGCCCAGCCCAACGAGAAGCAGGAGAAUAGGAACAGCAUCAUCAACUCCAGCCUGGAAUCUGUCGUCUCUUCAAAUGCAAACAGCUUCCUCAACUCCAACAGCGCUCCCCAGCCCAGCCUGAACUCGAGUGAUCUUGAACUAGAAGUAAUUAAGCCCAACAGGCCAAAUUCCCUGAAGAGCCCCUCGCAAAGCCCUCCCAAGUAAGAAGAAGGAAAACAACUGUCCAGCUGACAUUUGCUGCCUGCAGGCAGCUGCCAGAACUUCCCCCCAGCCUCUCACCAUCUCUGCUCUUUUUGUGAGAAACAAAGGAAAUUGGAUCCUACAAGAAAACUGUUUUCCAAAACGCCAGAGAUCUCGGGAUAGCCCAUUCCCUCCUGUACACUGACACCUCCAGCGAGGCAGGACUUGGGUCUGGCAGUCACAUAAGCUCAGGAGGGUGAAACUCAAGCAGUAGCUUGGAAAUAAAUACCUGUAUUUCAUGGGAGGGAGGUGAACCCUUCAUACCCAUCAUACCACAGGGUCUGUUGGUCCUGGGCUGCUGCUCCGGUGAGUCCUGAGCUGUCCAUGGGUUCUUCUUGAGGAAAUGUUCUGGAAGGACUUGCAGAGCAGCUCAGUCACUGUAGGACCAUGUUCAUCUCCUCUGUGAGCACCUGAUGGGCACAGGGUGCUCUGCACACCCCAAUGCACAUGCUGGAAUUAGUGACCUGCUCUUUCUGUGGGUUUGCUGGGCACAGAGUGUUUUCUGUGACACCAAGGAUCCAAAGGCACCAAAAUCCUGCUCCAAACUACUGAUAACUUCUCAGGCAGAGGCCAGCCCAAGUGUUGGUUCUUUCAGGCUUUUUUCCCUGGUACCUCUGAGAUCCUGCUGGUUGCAUUCCCCACUGUCAUGAGCGGAGCGGGCGCGCAGUUGUGGAGCAAUGACAGUGCCUUGAGGAGAAAUGAGAGCUGCAUUCUUCUGCCAUGAUUUCAUCUCAAAAAGUGCAGUAGCAACUUCCAGUCCUGGAGCCCUCUGUCCCUGGAUUUUCCUUCCUUUGUGCGGUGGAGAGACCCAUGGCUGGUGGCAGAAAUGGUGUCCAUCCUGUGCUGGCACACCAGUGCCAUGUCACAGUGGCCAUCCCAUGCUGGCACACCAGUGCCAUGUCACAGUGGCCAUCCCAUCAUGGCACACCAGUGUCAUGUCACAGUGGCCAUCCCAUGCUGGCACACCAGUGCCAUGUCACAGUGGCCAUCCCAUCAUGGCACACCAGUGUCAUGUCACAGUGGCCAUCCCAUGCUGGCACACCAGUGCCAUGUCACAGUGGCCAUCCCAUCAUGGCACACCAGUGUCAUGUCACAGUGGCCAUCCCAUGCUGGCACACCAGUGCUAUGUCACAGUGGCCAUCCCACCACUGGCACACCAGUGCCAUGUCACAGUGGCCAUCCCAUGCUGGCACACCCAGUGCCGUGUCACAAUGUCCAUCCCAUCACUGGCACACCAGUGCCAUGUCACAGUGACCAUCCCAUCACUGGCACACCAGUGCCAUGGCCUCUUGCACCUGGAGCCUGCUGCCCACAGCCACAGUGCUGGGAGGGCUGGUGGGUGUUGGUGGCCGCUCUCAGCAGGACAAGCUCAGCCACAUUUUGGUCACCUGCUCAUCACCCCUCCAAGUCCCACUUUGGCCAGACUCCUUGGAGAAGGGAAUUGCUAGGCCAUCUCUUUGAAAGAAGUGGUGCUUAAAGGGUUAAUUUUGGCAGUUUGUGAUGACUUGUGACCUUGGUAGCACCUCCCCUUUGGGAGUAGGGAUAGAUGGAGUAUCUUGUAAGUACCAACGGCUGUCAGGUUUGGUAAAGACCAAGGAAAACUCAUUUUUCAAAAGAUGCAGUUUUGAUGAUAGAAACGCGAAAGGGUUGUUUUUAAAUAGUGAUGGUUAUUAGCAGAACAUUUGGAGGAUCUCGUUGAUAGCCUGCCUGACAGCAUUCCCUGUUUCCCAGCCUCUGGUGAAGUCAUGCUGCACUCACUGCUGUAUCCAUUUCUCUAUGUGUGUAAUCUUCUGAUGUAAUAAAGGUGUUGCCUAUAAUUUCAGAGGGAA
Messenger RNA from Haemorhous mexicanus (house finch), 4037 nucleotides. RefSeq names its product Rho GTPase activating protein 26 (gene ARHGAP26). The transcript has 21 exons. The coding region runs from base 151 to 2172 and encodes 673 amino acids. NCBI's taxonomy places the organism in Eukaryota, Metazoa, Chordata, Aves, Passeriformes, Fringillidae. Gene Ontology annotation, biological process: signal transduction. The record is from RefSeq and is a predicted model, not a curated record. Gene Ontology annotation, molecular function: GTPase activator activity; protein binding. Gene Ontology annotation, cellular component: cytoplasm.